This is a messenger RNA of Xylaria bambusicola, 3401 nucleotides long. RefSeq lists its product as uncharacterized. The coding region runs from base 152 to 3067 and encodes 971 amino acids. Gene Ontology annotation, cellular component: EMC complex. Gene Ontology annotation, biological process: protein folding in endoplasmic reticulum. NCBI's taxonomy places the organism in Eukaryota, Fungi, Ascomycota, Sordariomycetes, Xylariales, Xylariaceae. The record is from RefSeq and is a predicted model, not a curated record. The transcript is spliced from 2 exons. Gene Ontology annotation, molecular function: protein binding.
CUACCAAUAAGCUUGGUGUGCUUGCACACCUUAAUUGUAGGCCGCUUGCUUGAUGCCACGACCAAUGACCGGCUAUCUUGUUUAAUUCCUUCCUCUUCAACCACUGAUAUACGCCAUACGUGCGCCUUGCACAUGAGUUCGUCCUAGCAAGAUGUACUUAUCCUUCCAGGCGCUUUCGCUGUCUGUUCUCCUCGCUCUACCUGCUGGCGUUCGCGCCGUUUUCCAAGACGAGGUUGGACACAUCGACUAUCACCACGAGCUCCUCGGCGUCCCCCAGCGCGAAACUACCUUCUUCCACCGACCCCGAACCGAAGAGAAGGCCAGCCUUCUGUAUACCCUCAGUGACCUGGGCGUGCUCGGCGCCGUGAACCCCAGUAAUGGCGCUAUCGUAUGGCGACAGUUGCUAGCUGGCAACAUCACCGAUGGUGGGGGUUUUUUGCGCGCUCCCGAACAUGAGACAUGGCUAGUUGGCGCACACGGUAGCUCCGUAAGCUCAUGGGAUGCAUUGACUGGUCGCAAUGCCUGGUCCUUAAACGCCAAUGGUGUGGUUAAAGAUGUGGAGGUCAUGGAGAUGACUGAACGAGGGGGCAAGGAUGUAUUAGCUCUCUACCAAGAGCCUGGCGCAACAAUCACAAGAAGAAUCCACGGUACAGAAGGGCACGUCCUCUGGGAACAUAAGGACGUGAAUAAGGAUAUUCCUUUACAAGUGAGCACCAGCUUAGACAAGAUCUUUGUUGUGAGUCUCCAUGGGUCGCUCCUCUCAUAUAGUCUGAAAGUCAUAGUGCUGGACACCUUGACUGGUAAGAAGUUGGACGAGAUCCCGCUUGGCACCAAGAAUGAGGUCCAGAAGCCUGAAGAUGUCAUGUUCGUCGGUGCGAAUUCGGCUGCCCCUAUCGUCGCAUGGACAGAUCACACAAUGACCCAGCUUCAGGUCAAUGUGCUCGGCCGCAAAACCAAGCAGGAGUUCGCCCUUCCCGCGGACACGAUAGAGGUGGAGAUCCAUGCUCCACAUACCAUACAGUCAUCACCUCAUUUCCUAGUACACAGUCGAACAAAGUCUGGAAAUAAGGCCGACGUCUUUCACAUCGACCUUAAGAACAGCGCCAUUACCAAAGCAUAUGAGCUCCCAUUGCUUAAGGGUAGCAGUGCCUUUUCAACAAGCUCAACCGGCGCCAACGUGUAUUUCACCAGAGUAACGGAUAAUGAGAUUACUAUAACUUCAUCUACUUCCCAUGGCCUUCUCGGCCGUUGGUCUUUCAAACCAGGAACUGAAAAGCCUAGUGCUCUACAUGGCGUCUCUGAAGUUAUCAAGAAGGCCGAAGAUAGCUACGCUGUGAGGGCCGCCGUUGUGACAGACUCAGAUGAUUGGACCCAGAUCGUCAAUGGAGAGAUCAGCUGGAUACGCCUUGAGGGCCUGAGCGGCGCUGUAGCUGCUACAUGGGCCGAGAUUCCCGAAUCGGAGGAUCUAGCAAGAACACUAGAGGCCGAAGCCCAUAGCAACCCAUGGUCGGCAUACGUACAUCGCGUGAACCGUCACAUCAACGACCUUCAAUACCUGCCCGCCUACCUACAGUCUAUCCCGAAACGUCUUAUUAGUAGUAUCGUCGGCUCUGAGAGCACAGAUUCUACUGAAGAAGUCAAGAGGGAUAGUUUUGGAUUCAAUAAACUUGUCGUUCUGGCGACUAAGCGUGGAAAGCUAUACGGUCUCAAUGCUGGCAACCACGGACAGGUUGUAUGGUCCAAGAAAGCCAACGAGACACCGUCCGGCAGACAUUGGGAUGUUAAGGCCAUCCACGCAGACAAUGUCAAGGGAUUCGUUACAGUUCGCGGUUCGGAAGGCGAAUUCAUAAUCGUGAAAUCAGAUACAGGCAAAACCGUGGAGUCUAUGCCAUCUAGUCUCUUUCCGCCAGUUGAUGAUGCCAUCAUGGUAGACAGCGACGCCGGACCGUGGCUCUUACCUAUUGAACGUGACGGGAAACUUGGUGACCUUCAGCCUGGCUGGGCUCCUAAACAAACCGUAGUUACUCGCACGGGGGAGAGUGAGAUUCAGGGGUUCAGAUAUGUAGGGAAAGAUGGGCUAGCCUCUGCAGUACCAGUCUGGAACUUCUCUCCUUCUACUGGGCAACACAUUGUCAACAUUGCGACUCGCCCACAACACGAUCCCAUUGCUUCUAUCGGUCGGGUCCUUGGUGAUAGGACAGUCAAGUACAAGUAUCUAAACCCCAACACAAUUGUGGUUGCUGCUAUUGACGACAAGACAUCUACCUUAUAUACUUAUCUCUUGGAUACCGUAUCUGGAGAGGUCCUAGCUUCCUCCUCUUAUGACGGAGUCGAUCCUAACAAGGAUAUCACUUGCACCCUCUCCGAAAACUGGUUCCUGUGCACUUUCUACGGUCAAUUCCAGUUGCGCGAGUCUCAGGACCAGAAACUCAAGGGCUACCAGGUCGUCAUUUCCGAUUUAUAUGAAUCUGAACUCGCCAACGAUCGUGGCCCCCUAGGCGACGCAGCCAACUUCUCCUCUCUCGACCCCGUGGACAUGCCCACAGGCCCAGCGCUCCCCUCCGUCGUCUCCAAGACAUUCAUCCUCUCAGGCCCCAUCACCUCGCUAGCAGUCACGCAGACACGCCAGGGCAUUGCCAUCAGACAAUUGCUGGCGUACAUGCCCGAAUCGCACUCCAUCAUCGCCAUCCCGCGCAUGCUCCUCGAGCCCCGCCGCCCCGUCGGCCGCGACCCCACCCCGGCCGAGCUCGAGGAGGGUCUCUCGCGCUACGUCCCCGCCAUCGAGCUCGAUGCCCGCAUGACGGUGUCCCACACGCGCGACGUCCUCGGCGUCCGCGAGAUCAUCGCGGCCCCGGCUAUUCUUGAGAGCACGUGUCUCGUCUUCGCGUACGGCGUUGAUGUCUUCGGCUCGAGGGUCGCGCCCUCACAGGCCUUUGAUAUCCUGGGCAAGGGGUUCAAUAAAGUCACUCUUUUGGCUACGGUUGCGGCGCUGUUUUUGGGCGUGCUUGGAUUAGGUCCUAUGGUUCGGAAAAAGCAGAUUAAUAUGAGAUGGCAGGCUCCUAUGUAAUGAUGAUCAAAGGAUAUUAGCUAGCAUUUGGUGCCUAGGGGGGAUGGUUUCUAGAAUAUUUAAAGAGGGAAGUAUACAUGAGAUCAGAUUUAAAUGCGUCUACGUCCAAUUCAAUCCGUUGAACAUAUAUUGCCAAUCUGCUGUCAGAGUCACAUUGGAUCUAGCCUUGAGAAGUACAUCGGGACGAAGGUAGGUACACAUUUUUACACGUGCAAAUAGAGGUGCUCUGGGUUGUGGCACGGGCUGCCUCCCAUACCCAAUAUUUGAGGUAGCAAGAGCGGCUGAGUAGGUGGGUAGAUGCUGUUUCCUACCGUUGCUAUUGCAUGAUCUCGAG